GCGCGCACAUGUUUGAACCACCGGAAACACGUCACGUCUGGGCGGAUCAGUGAGGUGAGCGUGAACGACAAAUACAGAGGUGAAAUAAAAAAGGCGAUGAGAAAAAAGUGGGAAAAACUUUAGAGGACUGAUUUGUGGCGUUGACGAAACAACAACAACAGCAAGGAACUCCCUCCCCUAUCUAGCGGUCAUAAUGGGGCUGUGUGGAGGUCUGUCCCACUGCAAGUUUGCUCUGGCCUUCGCUGUCUUCUUGGACGUCCUGGGGGGCACCGCCAUGUUGCUGGGGGUCUUUGCCCCUCUGGAAAUCAAAGGCCGAGAUUUUGGAGAUCUGCUCGUCUAUACUGGUGCACUCCUGGUGCUGAUGUCGCUGUGGGGCUGGGCGCUGUGGUACAGCGGCAACAUGGAGGGCCUGACGUCCAAAAAGGAGCUGGGACACAUCAACAGCGCCGUGGACCGCCUGGCUCGCAACCUCAGCCGCAAGAUCCUCUCCUACAGGAGCCCCCGCUGACAGGAGGGGCUUCCGUUUCAGUCAAGUGUUUGUCUCCUACUUAUUGAUGGUCACAUAUUUCUACUGCGACACUUUUGUUUUUUACGGUGGCAAAAUAAAAGCCUUUUUGUACGCAAA
Molecule: messenger RNA, 625 nt
Organism: Nerophis ophidion (straightnose pipefish)
Lineage: Eukaryota; Metazoa; Chordata; Actinopteri; Syngnathiformes; Syngnathidae
Gene: tmem238a
Product: transmembrane protein 238a
Exons: 3
Coding region: 194-508 (104 amino acids)
Source: RefSeq, a predicted model, not a curated record